AAAGUUCUGAGCAGCGCGGUAUCAUCAUUACCUUAUUUCCCGCAUUAUUUUUGAGUCGCGCGUUUGGAGGAUCACCUGGUUUUCAGGGAGAACAGUCGUAUCCAGAAGAGUUUAAGGUGAACUAAAAUAUUUUGACUGCCAAUAAGGGGGAAUCAUUUGAAUACUACAAAGCAUUAUGGAGGGAUUAGGCAAAUUCCAUUGUGACGCAACCAAAAGCCUCCAACACCCAAGUAGGUCCUUAGAGAUUGUGCUAAUAGAAGUAGCAAGUUACGCUUCUAGCAUUGCUCGAUUUUUUUCCGAAUUAUGCUCAAAAUUGAGCCCGUUUUGAAAAUUAUGCUACUUUUACUUAGAGCAAGCUUUUCAAAAAGAAACACAAAGCAAUCCAAAUGUCGUAUUCAUUGCUAAUAACAUAACCAUAUUUUCGAUUCUUUAACGUAAGUUACACAUUUAUUCUGCUAAAACAGAACUAACUACUGUUAUUUUGUGGCCUGUGAAAAUAGACUGAACCAUGGAUCAAUCUUUGAGACCAAGCAAUUCAUGGCUGUGGUAAUGUUCCCUUCAAAAACUAAAAUAUGCUGAUCAGGCUAGCAGUGCUACUUUUAAUAAAAAGUGCUAAGAUCAUGCUCGCUUUUACAAAUAAUUCCAAAAAAUAAGCUAGCACAAUCUGUAAGGGCCAACACCCAAGGGCAAUUUACAAGACAAAAGACAUUUUCAAAAAAAUCAACCUUUUGGAAGGGUUUCUGUGUGAGGAGAGCCAUUCCUAAUUCUAGUCUCCAUUUGCACUCUGUACUGAAUUAAUUAUAAUAUUGUUCCUCGUAAAAAUUGCUCAAAAAGUGACUCUUGAAGGAGUUAUUCAUUUCAUUUACUCCUUAUUGGCCUUCCACUUGAAACAGUACAGUUACUCUGGUCUCGUUCAACCCUAAAAGUAGUUCAAGGUUUUUUUGUCUCUAGGUUCCAUGAGCGCUACGUUAUAUACGAGAUGCACGGAAUACAGGAAAGCAAAUGGGUGAAUAAAAUGAUAAAAUAAAGCCACUGUGUUUAUUUAUUUCAAUCUUUUUGUUUCUUCAUGACGGAAAGCGGUGCGGCGUGUGGCGCUGUUGGUACGUCAUGUAAGGAGUGAAGCGUACAAGCACCCAAUCCUCUCUCUUGAGAAGAAUAACAAGAUGGCGGCCGAACCAUCGGAAAGUCAAUUAGGUCUUUCGUGGCAUGAUAGUGCGUGGAUUCCGGUUCUCAAUCCUGAUAAUGUUUUGGAAUAUUUUUCACAAAGAACGAACCCCUUUUAUGAUCGCACAUGCAAUAAUGAAGUCGUUAAAAUGCAGCGACUCGACCCGUCAACCUUGUCGUAAGUAUGGAAGUAAUUUCUCGUGUAAAGUAAGAGGUAUGAUCAUAUCGGAGGGUAGAUCUGAAAAGAGUCGUUAUUGACGGAAAUGUCUGGCGUUUCGAUAAACUAACGAAUCCUCAGCAUCAGUCUACCAAAAGCAGUCUUUUUAGAAUCACCUCCUCCUUUUGGAUUCAAACGUACCAUUCUUGAAAUUAAAGGUUCGUAGAUUUUUUUCAGAAUGAGAGACGAUAAUUUUCAAUGGUUAAACCAUAAAAUGGAGAUUCAGUUUUUAUUACGUCUGCCGACCUUUGCGAUGUAAUAUUCUACUUUCACGUGGACCGUAAAUGUACGUGUAAAUUUAGAUAAUUCUUUCUUUGUUGAUGCAAGAAAGGCAUAUUUUUUUUAUUUAUUGCACUAUGUAAGGUGUGAACGUCGCCUGGACAUACUCAACCCACAGCAGCUUACUUUUCAGAGGAAAUUUUUAAGGAAGUGAACCUAGGGCUGAUGAUGUGGGAUAAUUAAGUUCACAUACUGAGAUGAACUUGGUGCGAUCUGGCAAAGUUCACCCUGGUUGUUGGGUUGGAAUGUUCUUGGUUAAAAUUUCUGAUAUAAUUUUUAAAAUAUUGCAUUCUUUGACAGAACAAUAAUUCAAUACUUGCAUUCUUAGCUUGCCUCUUAUUAUGAUUUUAUGAGAAUAAUAAAAAAAAUCAAAGGAAGAAGUGCAAUAUCAAUGCCAGUAUGUGAGCAAUAUCACGCCUACCCCUCCCCUGCCCCAACAUCAGCCCAAACCUAUCAACAGUUGACUGUUGUUGUGUUAACCCUUUUACUUCCAUGAGUGAUUAAGACAGAGUUUCUCCUUACAAUAUCAAUGCAAUAUCAAUAUCAACCAAAUAAAAAUAUCAAUUUGGGGUUAAUUAGUUGAUUCAAUACUAAAUUCUCUAAACUAACAUUAUAAGAAUUGUGUGGUUGAAAAUAAGGAGAAUUACAUAUUUGAUCUGAGAGUGAAAGGGUUAAGGGAGGGGUACAUGCGCAGUUACUCACAUACUGACAUUGAUCUUGAGUGCUGAAGUGGGAUCAUGGGAAGUGAACUAGCCCAAUUUACUAAACUUGCAGUCAAUGGGGUUCAUUGUGGCUGUUAUCCUACUGCUUUUAAAAAUCAUGUAUUAACUGUGAAUCCUUUGUGGAUUUGCACAUGCUUAGUCAAAUUGUCGUUAUUAAUUUAAUUUACUUUUGUUUUCUUAAAGUACCAUGACAGGAAUUGAAUAUGUAGUUCUUCAUGUUCAAGAUCCAAUCCUAUAUGUCAUUAGAAAACAACACAGAAUUUCCCCAACUCAAGGUAUCUUAAUUUGUAAUACACUGGUUAAGAUCUCUUUUUCAAUAUACAGGUCAUGUAUACAAUUUAGUGGUAGACUGAUUAUCACAUGCAUGAUGAAUUAUAAAACUGCUACAAAUUCUGAUUCACUGCUAGAUUCUCCCUUCAAAAUGGUUUGUGUUCCCAUGUGAAAUGGAGAGAGAAGGUCGGUUAAUCCCCUUGACCUUGUCUCAGGGAUUAUUCAGCGAUAUUUAUCUGGCUUUCAGCAAAUAAUUGUCUAAGGAAAUGUUUAGUGGCUUUGGGAGAGAAUUCACAAUUAGAUCUUGGGAAUGAAAGGCUAACCAUGUGUUGCGGUGUAACAAUUGCCAUUUAUCAUAAAAGUAACCAAAAUUAUAGUGUUCAAGUAAGGUGUUGUUGUUGAGAGGUUUGGGUGCAAUACCUGGCCUGCUCAUUCUGCUGUGUACAUUGGUUGGACACUGUUCUCUCACAGUGCCUCUCUGGAGGCACCCAGGAGUAUAAAUGGGUACCAGUGAAGGGAGUGUUGACCUGUACUGGAACAGAAUCCCACCCUGGUGGAAGUAGUACUCAUAGCUAUUUCAUGCUAUAGAGACCAGGAUAAGUAUUAGCUCCUAAUGGGGCCCCUCUGCUUAAGUGCAGAUUCUAACCCUUUCUUUGAUUGCCUGUUUGCAGUUACUCCACUUGCAGAUUACUACAUGUUGGCAGGAGUGGUUUACCAAGCACCCGAUCUUUGCUCAGUCAUAAAUUCCAGACUGGUUAGUAAAAAGUGAUUAGACUUGUUAACUGAUGAAGCCUUUUAUGGCUUUUAUGGCUGGUUAUAUUGUAUGGAGAAAUUCUUUAUUCUGUUGGCUGAAAAUUAAGUUCUGUUCUUACUUUGUUUUACCUCCUCACAUAUCAGAAAUAUUCUUGGCCAACAGCUCUAGAAACACAUGCAAUUUGUAAAUACAAACUACAAACCAUCAUUUGUUUUUGAUUUUAGAUGGUUUUGGGAGUAGGGUGUCUUGGAACGGGGGGGGGGGGAUUUUACCCCCCUAUUUCCUCACAUUUUAGCCUUGACUGAAGCCUUUAAGCUUUUAUACCAAGCAAAAUCAUCAGUCUGAAAGUGUUGUUUUAUGCUUCCCCAGCUGUCUACCUUGCACCACAUACAAGCAGCUUUUGAUGAAGGUGAAUGUUGUAUGAGUAAAAUAUUCAAGAAUUCAUGGAAAUUUCUGACUCUUAGUCAAUAGAGACAGUCAAUGUGUCAUUUAUUUUGCCUUAUACAGCUUUAUUAACAGUUAGCAAUGUCUAAGGUAAAUAGCAAUUCAGCGAUGUAAGGGAUCAGGGCUGAUGGAAAAGGGAAGGGGUCAGUAUUUGAAGAGAGAGUUCUGGGCAAGGAAUGAAAUGAUAUGAGGGGUUUAAUUGAGAAUUAAAGGUUUAAUUGAGAAUUAAAGGUGUGGGAGUGGCAAUUGUUGGAAGGGGACUUGGAAUUCAGGGGUGGGGAGUUGGAUUUGAGGGGAGAGAAUGGGAAUUUUAGGGGUGGCAGGUGGGCAUUGAGGGGUGGGCAGUGGGUAUUGAGGGGUGGGUAGUGGGUACUGAGGGGUGGAGAGAGAGAAUUUCAGCUGUGGGGCCUGGUAACAGAGGUAUGAAAAUGGGAAAUGGAAGUGAUAAUUUAGGAGAUAGUUGUCAGAGUUGUUGGUGAAAAAGGAAGGAUCAAAAGAAAGAUGGGAGUGAAAAAGAGAGGAGUGGAAGUGAAAUGUGGGGUUUGAGUAGGGAGGUUUUGUUGAGGAGAACGAGAGACAUAGGAUAAAAAGGUGAAAUGUGGGAGUCAGUAGUGAGGGCUCAGUAGUCGAGAAAUGAAAAUGGAAAGGUCAGAGAUGAGGGGUAAGAGGUGAAAUGGAAAAGUGAGAGGUUAAGAUGGGGAGUAGGAAAUGAGAGUUGAGAAAGUCAGGGAUAAAAACGUGAGAAGAGGUGAAACUUGAGUUAAACCAUUGCAAGCAUUAAACAACAUGCUUGUUUGAGACUUGCACAAGAUGUAGCUCUUGUUGUUAUCAUUAAAUGUUGGCUGGUUCAAAGAAAGUGUUUAAUGUGACUGAGUUCAAGUUUUGUUUUUGGUUAUAAACAGCGUCAUCAUACUCUAGGUAUCAUCCAUCUAAAGGUUACUGGUGGGAGUUUAAAGAUAAACAACAGAAACAUUUGACAGGUGAGCCUUUCAAGUACCAGGCUAAAAAAAUAAUCUCUGAUAAGAAGUGACGAGUUUAUACUCAGAAAAUGACGUUGUUUGGUUUAAAUUUUGCAUCUGAUUGGUUGAGAGAAUGUUGGGAGUUUUCUGGACCAAUCACAGUGCAAAAUAAACAAAACAAUGCCAUCCCAGAUUACUUUCCACACCUCAUUGACAUUUGCUCAAAAGCGCGGGAAAAAGCGAGUGACCAAAGCAAUCGUAGAUUACGUUUGCCUUUCAAUUGAAAAUUGCUCUUUGUAUCCCUUGGCUUAAAUUAUUAGCUAACUUCCUUGUUGUACAAUACUUGUUUACUCUGUUUUUUUGUUUUUUUUUUUACUGUAGCUUCUAAACGGAACCAAAGUAACAAGAACAAGACGGCGAAGGAUCCCGAUAAAGAGCCUAGUUCACAGUUUCAACGGGAAGGUGUUCACAUGUUGCUUGGGGAACUUUCAAGAAAGUUUCCACCACAGUUUCUUCAAGGCCAGACUUCCACAGGUAAUCGAAAGGCAAUUAUUAAGGUUUACACGCUGACGCAAAUGAUUUGAUGUGAAGGAUAUACACAAAAUCGAAGUACAGUAUAAAAAAUUUCGAGGUAAUUCCACAGUUCUUAUGUGCAGGUGCCUUCGUUUUAUACCACAUCACGAUAGGGAAAUCUCUAAUCCCUGUAGAAUUCCUUUGAGUUGAAUCCUGUACAUUGCCCUGAAAAACCUCCAACGAUAUAUUGGUUCCUAGGGCAUCCUUGGGGUGUCCCUCUUGGUUAGAAACGCUUUUGUUUUACGUGAAGAGCCUUUAACGCCCUUUGAUUGAUCGAGAAAACUCGUGCCACCCUUUCAACCAAUUAGAUGCAAAGCUGAAACCAUUUGCGUAACUUGAGGCCGGUCACGUGUUUUUUGAGUUCCCAUAAUUUACCUACCUUUGCUUUGAUUGGCUAUUGCUUUUCGAGUCUCAUGACACAAUCGAAAAGCGCUCUUGAUGAUACCUGAACAGAGAUAUCCAGUGAAAUUGGCUCAAAAAUUCAAAAUGGCAUUAAAUAUUAUGGGAUGUGUAGGUAGAAAGCUACAUACUCAAACUACUUUCCUUCAAGACGCUUUGCAUUUAGAAUAAUUCCAGUGAAGCUAACUACGACAAGAGAUAUCUUCAAAGGGAAAAUAUCAUUUGAACCUUUUUAUUUGUUGUUUUGUUUUCAUCCAGGCCAAGUCAAGAAGAACGGAGACAAAAAUUCUAAUGACGACAGUGAAUCGAAAGAGGAAGAUUCUUCAGCAUCUACAGAACCGCUUCCAAAUGGUGCUACUGUGACCGGGGGCUCAGGCACCAACGUGUCACGUGGUUCUCUUAACUCGCAUCAGGCCAUCAAGAGAACAGCGAGUACUGAUUCCUCCACAAAACCACCCCCAGGCAAGAAAAAGAAAAUUUAAACCAACUUGAGAACUUGAAAAGUAGGAAUAUUACUAAAAGAUACAAGAAACUGCAGACUUAUCUCGAAAACAUUAAAGAAAAUCUGGCAGACUCCAAAAGAAAGCAAGUUGUUCCAUGAGCACACUCCCUUCUUAGCCUGACAGGCUCGUUCUCGGGCAAACACUAAACACAGGAGUAAACAGGUGGAAUAUUGGGAGAGUGGCCUGGGCGCAAGCGUGGGAUGAUAACCCUGCAGUGGAAUCACAUUUCACCAAAGAGGGUCCCGUUGUCUAAAACAGGACAACCGCACUUGUCCACAACAAGGAGUAAUAGAGACAAAAGCAACCAAAUACCAAUGGGUUGUGUCGCAUCUGCUAGGAAUUAGUUAUGUAUAAAUGUUGAUAAAAUAAAUUGAAUCCAG
Messenger RNA from Pocillopora meandrina, 6664 nucleotides. Lineage: Eukaryota; Metazoa; Cnidaria; Anthozoa; Scleractinia; Pocilloporidae. The record is from the annotation of a GenBank genome assembly.